ACUGGGCCAAGAGGAAGCUAUCCGAGACUUUCGUGAGUGCGGUCUCUGCGGAAAAGUGAAGUGGCUAGUGAGAAAGCCUGGACAGAGGAAAUGGAAAUCCCCCCAUUAUACCUAGUGAGAUAUCAGAGACCAGACUGGAGAAGCAGAGAAAGGGCAAGGGUGAAAGAGCAAGGUAGAGUGAGUACAAGGUCCUCCAGGCGGGCUAGAUGAGCCAGGUCGGGAACAGACACUUCCGGGGCGGGGCGUUUUCUUUUCCCCAGGCCGGAAAUGUGGGUUAUAAACACUGCAAUAGUCGCCUCUCGUGUCCGUUUGGCUGUUGCUCCUUCUUGCCUUAGAGUCUCCGUUAGCAGUAGGGUCGCCAUGGCGAAGAGCAAAUUCGAGUAUGUACGGGAUUUCGAGGCGGAUGACACAUGCCUAGCCCAUUGUUGGGUGGUCGUGCGGCUAGACGGAAGGAACUUCCAUCGUUUUGCAGAAAAACACAACUUUGCAAAACCCAAUGAUAGCCGAGCCCUGGAAUUGAUGACCCAAUGUGCCCAGACUGUAAUGACACAACUGGAAGACAUUGUCAUGGCAUAUGGACAAAGUGAUGAAUAUAGCUUUGUAUUCAAAAGGAAGAGCAAUUGGUUUAGAAGAAGAGCCAGUAAAUUUAUGACAAACGUGGCCUCUCAGUUUGCCUCCAGCUAUGUCUUUUAUUGGAAGGAUUACUUUAAGGACCAGGAGCUUCUAUAUCCUCCAGCCUUUGAUGGAAGAGUUGUAGUGUAUCCUAGCAACCAGACCUUAAAGGACUAUCUCAGUUGGCGACAAGCUGAUUGUCACAUUAACAAUCUUUAUAAUACAGUUUUCUGGAUGCUGAUACAGAGAUCUAAAUUAACACCAGCACAAGCUCAAGAAAGAUUACAGGGAACACUUGCUGCAGAUAAGAAUGAAAUUUUGUUUUCUGAAUAUAACAUCAACUACAAUAAUGAACCACCAAUGUACAGGAAAGGAACUAUACUCAUAUGGAAAAAGAUUAAAGAAGUUAUAUCAAAGGAAAUCAAGCUUCCAGGAGAAACAGAAGAAAAAAAAGUUGAAGUGACACGGACAAGGACUAAACCAGUUGCUUUACACUGUGAUAUCAUUGGUGAUGCUUUCUGGAAGGAGCAUCCUGAGAUCCUUGAAGAUGACAGCUGACUUGUCUUUUCCUUUGUGGUUAUCCAUGCAGGCAUCGGAUUCUUGCUAGCUAAACUACCUCUGACAUUAGUUAGAGUUCUGUGAAAUACACAUUUUAUGUAAGCAGCAAGAAAGAUCAGUUUUGGGGGGAGGGAAAAAGAGGGAGAAAGAGGUAGCACAUCUUACUCUUCUGAAAGCAGGGCACCUUUUUUUUGUACCAUAGAAACAUGGUUCCAUUGCAGAAACACAAAUAAAAUUGUGUUACUAUUUUUGCAAAGCAAUUAGCUAUAUCUUGUAUAAUUAAUCUUUUUAGACUGUGGUAUAAAUCAUUUUAAAAACUGCCACCUACUCCUAACUAGCUUAGAGUUAGGAUAUAGUGACUUUGAAAUUCUUACCCUUCUUAACAAUCUGUGUACAUUUCUCCUUGGCAGACCUGAAAAUAAACAUGAACUACAUGUUUAUGAAUUAUAUGUUUUUGUAUCCCUCAAUUAUGGUAACUCUAGAUUGACCAGCUGUAUACACUUCAGUUGGUUGAAUUACUGGGCAAUCAUUUGUUCCUGUGGGUUCUGCUGUUAUUUUCAGCUUUCUUCCCAAGAGUAGCAUUUCAGAUCCAAACUUCUAAGAAAUACACAUAUUUCUUUGGGGAUGAGAGAUACAGAGAAGGGGUGCAUAGAGGAGUGGAACAGGCCUGAGUAAUUCGUUGCAUUUUUCAACAGACAUUAAAUACCUACUGUGUUGUGGGAGAUAAAAUUUGUAUAAGUAAUAGUUCUUCCUCAAGCAGCUUAGCACAAGAAAAAGAUACCAACACAGAGAGCUGUUUAUUAUAACAGAAUUAUAUAUUUUAAAGUCAUUCAUCUUCAAUUUCUGAACAGCUUUUUAUACUUGCAAAGGUGAAUUGGUUCAGUUGUAUUUCAUAUAGUUUUUUUUUUUUCCUUUUGGGGCUCUGUAAAUGAUUCUUGCUCUGAGACUCAGACUGGUUUGGAAGGGCAGAUGGAUCUUUGUAUUUAUGAUUGGAUCACAGGGGCUUUCAUUUUAAAAUGAUGCAGAAAAUCCCUUGAAUAUAGUUGGUGUGGACUGUUCCUUCUGAAUUAGGGACUUUAAAUGUCUCCUGGUGAUGCUAGCCUGAACAGACAUAGGUAGGGCAAGAACAGGCAGUAUCACUGUUAACAUUAAGGUACCAGUUUAUUUAGAAUUGAUAGUGAGAGGGAAUGAAACAUAAUUAGAUGAAUUGAAGGAGAAAUAAAAAUUCCUGAUGUAUUCAUCAGGAACUGAUUCAAGAGACCCAUAUCCUGUUUUUUGUAAAGCUUAAAGCCAAGAAGUAAAUAUAUCACUAAAAAAUCUAAGUCUGGGCUCAUCCCCGACUAGUUAACAUCCCAUCUGUUCAACUUUCGGUCUCUCUUCCUAUUCUAACAGGAACUUUUGUGAGUUAGACAUAGCUGAUUUAUGGUGUUAAUUAUGUGAACCUGUUAAAGGUGAAAUAAAGGCUUAUGGGUCUGCGUG
Molecule: messenger RNA, 2649 nt
Organism: Vombatus ursinus (common wombat)
Lineage: Eukaryota; Metazoa; Chordata; Mammalia; Diprotodontia; Vombatidae
Gene: THG1L
Product: tRNA-histidine guanylyltransferase 1 like
Exons: 6
Coding region: 268-1170 (300 amino acids)
Biological process (GO): tRNA modification
Molecular function (GO): magnesium ion binding; tRNA guanylyltransferase activity
Source: RefSeq, a predicted model, not a curated record